GAUUGAGUCCGUGCUGCUGCACAUGCCCCAGCCUGUGAAUCCAGAGCUCAGUGCAGAGCCCAUCACUGGACUGAGGGUCAGGCUCAACCAAUUCCGAGUGAAUAUUACUCUGCAUCCUGAAAGAGCCAAUAGUCAUAUCUUCCUGCAUGGAGAUUUGAAAAGCAUGAAUGUUGGAUGUGAACCUCAAGAGAAUCCCCAUAUCACUGCAACACCUGGAUGUUUUCUUGCAUGGGGUGCUCAGAUUUUCACCGCUGGCAAAUAUUACUGGGAGGUUCAGGUAGGGAACUCUUGGAACUGGGCUUUUGGUGUCUGCAAUGAUUAUUGGAAAGAGAAUUGUUGGAAUGACAAAAGAGAUGAAGAGGAUGGACUCUUUCUUCUUGGAUGUGUUAAAGACAGUCACUGCGCUCUCUUUACCACCUCCCCACUUAUGUUUCAAUAUGUACCAAGACCUACUAGCCGACUAGGAAUAUUUCUGGAUUAUGAAGGUAGAACUGUGAGCUUUGUUAACGUUGAUCAAAGUUCCCUUAUACAUACCAUCUCUAAUUGCUCCUUCUCACCUUAUAUCUGGCCUAUCUUUUGCUGUAGCCACGUUUGA
Messenger RNA from Cebus imitator (Panamanian white-faced capuchin), 595 nucleotides. RefSeq names its product tripartite motif-containing protein 51-like. NCBI's taxonomy places the organism in Eukaryota, Metazoa, Chordata, Mammalia, Primates, Cebidae. Gene Ontology annotation, molecular function: protein binding. The transcript is spliced from 2 exons. The record is from RefSeq and is a predicted model, not a curated record. The annotation marks the transcript as partial.